AGAGUUUAAUAUUCUGAUGUUUUUUUAUCAGGAAACUUCUGGUUGUUUAGUUUGGAAAAAUUCUUCAUAUUUUUAUGGCGUCAUGUCUAGAACAGAACGUUCACGGUGCUGAUCCAGAUCAAGACCUGUUUCCACAUCAUACUCAUGGUUCCUGGUGCCGUCCUGGUCUCUGAUCCAGUUUGUGGUCUUUAUGGCCAGGAUCAGAGGGUAGAGUCCUGGAGAGAGGAGGAGUCUGUUGUCUCAUCUUUUCCUUCAUGCUGACAUUUAAGAAACAAAGUUUUAAAAUAAAUCAAAGUCCAGAAAAUAUUCCUGUAAUUAUUCUGACGUCUGCUUUACUCCAGCUCAGGUGGGCGGUCCCAGCCUCCCAGUUAAUGUGUCACCUGCAGCCCUGCUGGGAGGACAGACCCUUCAGAACCAGGUUUAUUCAGGGUUCAGUCCAGGACCAGGAUGGGGAAAGGGUUCUACGUCGGUAAAGCUUUUGCGAUUGGAGGGAUUAUUGUAGCUGUGGCUGCUCUGUCCACCAUCAUCGCUCUGGCUGUUGUUUACUCCCAGGAACGGUCCAAGAACCUCCAGGUCCCCACAACUGAAGGGCCCACCAUCAAACCCACUCCCACCCCCUCCAACAAACCAUGGGACCAGUACCGGCUGCCCAAGAGCCUGGUACCAAUAAGCUACCGGGUGAAGCUGUGGCCACGACUGAAACCAGACCCAGUAUCUAAGCUCUACAUCUUUACAGGUCAGUCAGAUGUGGAGUUUGAGUGUGUGGAGGACACAGACCUGAUUCUGAUCCACUCCAACAAGCUGAACUACUCGUCUCCGGGGAACAGGAAUCAGGUGAGCCUCGUAGCUGUCGACAGCUGGGCAGAGAUUCCCUUCAAGUCCCCCUGGUUUCAGACCGUCACUCAGUACAUGGUCCUGGAGCUGAACGAGAAGCUGGUGAAGGGCCGUCGGUACCGCCUCUACACCAACUUCACUGGAGAGCUGGCUGAUGACCUGGGAGGGUUCUACAGGAGCGAAUACAAGGAUGAUGAUGGAGUCACAAAGAUCGUGGCUACCACCCAGAUGCAGCCGACAGACGCUCGGAAGGCGUUCCCCUGCUUCGAUGAGCCGGCGAUGAAAGCUCACUUUAACAUCACUCUGAUCCACGACCACGGAACCACUGCACUGUCCAACGGCAAGGCCAUAGAAACCACAAAUAUCACCACUGAUGGAGAAAGCCUUCAGCAGACAACUUUUGAACAAACCCCAAAGAUGUCCACCUACUUGCUGGCCUUCAUCGUCAGUGACUUCAUCUUCAUCAGCAACAACUCCACUGACCAAGUUGAGAUCCGUAUUUUUGCACGCAGGUCGGCUAUCGAAGCCGGACAAGGAAACUACACCCUCAGCAUCACCGGAACCAUCCUGAAGUUCUUUGAGGAAUACUACAAAUGCCCAUACCCACUGCCCAAGUCUGAUCAGAUCGCUCUGCCUGAUUUUAAUGCUGGAGCCAUGGAAAACUGGGGUCUGAUCACCUACAGAGAGACCGCUCUGCUCUACCACCCCACCUUCUCCUCCAACUCCAACAAGGAGAGGAUCGCCACCAUCAUCGCCCACGAGCUCGCCCACAUGUGGUUCGGGAACUUGGUAACUCUGCAGUGGUGGAAUGACCUGUGGCUGAAUGAGGGCUUUGCAUCAUACGUGGAGUACCUGGGAGCAGACAAAGCCGAGCCCAGCUGGAACAUGAAAGACCUGAUUGUCCUCAACGAUGUCCACAGAGUGUUCGCUGUUGACGCUCUGACGUCCUCUCACCCGCUGACCUCCAAAGAAGACGAGAUCCAGAGACCGGCUCAGAUCAGCGAGGUGUUUGACGCCAUCUCCUACAGCAAGGGCGCGUCUGUCCUCAGGAUGUUGUCUGACUUCCUGACUGAGGAUAUUUUCACCAAAGGACUUCAGACCUAUCUGAAUGAGUUUGCUUUUAAGACCACCGUCUACACAGACCUGUGGAAUCAUCUGCAGAAGGCUGCGGACGCUAAUGAAGUCAAUCUUCCUGUUUCUGUGGAGAACAUCAUGAACACCUGGGUUCUACAGAUGGGAUUUCCUGUUGUCACCAUCGACACCACCACCGGUACCGUCACCCAGCAGCACUUCCUGUUGGACUCCAACGCCAGGGUUACCAGGAAGUCAGAUUUCAACUACGUGUGGAUCGUUCCCAUCAGAUGGGGGAAGACUGGAGUCGUUCGGGACGGCAUCACCUGGCUGCAGGACAAAACAGCUACAAUACCAGGGAUGACAGCUUCUGGUUCUGACUGGAUUCUGGCCAACCUGAACGUGGUGGGUUACUACAGGGUCAACUAUGACCAGGGGAACUGGGACCGGCUUCUGAACGCUCUGAGCACCAACCACACUGCGAUCCCGGUGAUCAACAGAGCUCAGCUGGUGGACGACGCCUUCAACCUGGCCAGGGCAAAGAUCAUCUCAACAGUUCUGGCGCUCAGGACCACGUUGUACCUGAACCGGGAGAGGGACUACAUGCCGUGGGAGUCAGCGCUGGACAACCUGGAUUUCUUCUACCUGAUGUUCGAUCGCAGUGAGGUGUACGGCCCCAUGCAGGAUUACCUCAGGAAGCAGGUCACUGAGCUGUUCAACUACUACAAGGGUCUGACAGAAAACUGGGUCAAUGUUCCAAGUGGACACCUGGACCAGUAUAAUCAGGUGAAUGCCAUCAAUCUGGCGUGCAGGACCGGUCUGGAGGAGUGUCAGACUCUGGUCACCACAUGGUUCAGGGAUUGGAGGACUAGCGGCACCAACAGGAUCCACGCCAACCUGCGUUCCACCGUCUACUGUCACGCCAUCGCAGCAGGGGGCGCUACAGAGUGGGACUUUGCCUGGUCAGAGUUUCUGAAAGCCACCAUGGCAACAGAAGCUGAGAAACUGCGUGCUGCUCUGGCCUGCACCAAACAGCCGUGGAUCCUGAACAGGUACCUGGAGCACACCCUGAACUCCAGCCUGAUCCGGAAGCAGGAUGCCACCUCCACCAUCGUCUACAUCGCCCAGAAUGUCAUCGGCCAGCCGCUGGCCUGGGACUUUGUCCGCCAUCAGUGGUCGUACAUCUACAAAGAGUACGGUGGAGGAUCCUUCUCCUUCUCCAACCUCAUCAACGGAGUCACCAAACGCUUUUCCACCGAGUUUGAGCUUCAGCAGCUGAAGCAGUUUAAGGAGGAUAACGCUGCUGUUGGUUUUGGUUCUGGGACUCUGGCCCUGGACCAGUCCAUUGAGAGGACCCAGGCCAACAUUGAGUGGAUCAAAGAGAACCAGGACCAGGUUCUGAAGUGGUUCAAGGACAACUCUAGACGGGAUGCUGCUGCAGUCACGUCUGUCCUCUAACAGGAAACUGAAGGUUGUUGUUCAGAGACCCGAAUGUUUUCUGUUUGACUGGAUUUAAAAACCUGAAAAACUCUGGGGGUUUUUUUUUUUUUGCCCC
Austrofundulus limnaeus is the source of this 3460-nucleotide messenger RNA. RefSeq names its product aminopeptidase N. Bases 448 to 3363 code for a protein of 971 amino acids. Gene Ontology annotation, biological process: proteolysis; peptide catabolic process. Gene Ontology annotation, cellular component: plasma membrane; cytoplasm. Gene Ontology annotation, molecular function: zinc ion binding; metalloaminopeptidase activity; peptide binding. The record is from RefSeq and is a predicted model, not a curated record. The transcript has 21 exons. Lineage: Eukaryota; Metazoa; Chordata; Actinopteri; Cyprinodontiformes; Rivulidae.